AUGGGGCCGCCGUGCUGCAGCAGCAGCAGCAGCAGCAGCGGCAACGGUAGCAGUAGCAGCAACAGCAGCAACAACAACAGCAGCGUCAGCAACAGCAACAACAACAACACUCUGAAGGGCACGCACACGAACAGCAGCAUCGGGAGCAACGGCAGCAACAGCAGCGACGGCAACAGCAGCAGCAGCAGCAGCAGCAGCAAUGAAGAAGGCUACGUCAUAGUACGCCCUCUCAACUCCCACAGCCGGAUAUAUCCCCUGCCUGGAAGUCCCCUCUCCAGCGGCAGCAGCACCAUCAACACCAGCAGCAGCAGCAGCAGCAGCAGCAGCAGCAGCAGCAGAGUGUUGUGGCUAGCAGCAGCAGUAGUUUGCUUCGGCAGCCUCAAUGAAGUUAGCGGCAGAAUUCGCUCGGUCCCUUUGGGCCGUUUUAAUGUCUUCGUUUCACUCGCUAACUCUGCACUGCACUCCCUCGUAUAUGGCCUCAUGCUCGGUGUGGCGUAUUAUUGCGGUUUGCUGCGCCACCGCGAGUUGAAGUUUUUCUGCAGCAGGAAAGUGCUGCUGCUGCUGCUGCUUGGCGGCUCCCUUGAGGCCUUAGCUAUGACAGCAGGCUUUGCUGCGCAGCCGUAUAUACCAGGGCCUAUCUAUGCGCUGCUGACGCAAGCCACUGUUCCUUUCUCUUGUCUCUUCUCUGUCUUGCUGCUACGCCGGCGUUAUUCGCUGCUGCAUGCAGCAGCGCUGGCUCUUAACUUCUUAGGGUUUGCUGUUGCUUGGAAGACGCUACAUGCUGCUGCUGCUGCUGCUGCUGCUGCUGCUGUGGGUGCUGCUGCUGGUGCUGCGGGCUUGGGUGGGUGGCAAGGCGUUCUUGAUGCAGCAGCAGAUUCUGCUGCUGCUGCUGCCGCUGCAGCGAAGCAGCAGCUGCAAGCAGCAGCACCGCUUCCAGUGGACAUCCCCACAAUAUUAAUGCCUCUUACAAUAAGCAGCGGCGGCGGCAGCAGCAGCAACAGCAGCAGCAGCAACAGCAGCAGCAGCAGCAGCACAUGGAUGGCUGCCCUUGUUGCUCUCUCUACAGCCCCCGCGGCUCUGUCUUUUGUAGUAAAGGAGUUGGUGCUGCGCUCUUACAGAGAGCAGGAGCAGCAGCAACAGCAACAGCAGAGUGAUGCAGAAGAGCACAGCGGGCGGCUGUUGCCGCUGCUGCAGCAGCAACCAGAAGAGGAGCAGCAGCAGGAGCAGCAGCAGCAGCAGGAGCAGCAGCAGGAGCAGGAGCAGGAGCAGCAGCCAGAGCAGCAGCCACUGCAGCAGCAAUGCAGCAGCGGUACAACUGCUGCCCCCCAGCAGCAGCAGCAGCAGCAGCGGCAGAGGCGCAGCAGCAACAGCGGAGGAGGAGCAGCAGCAGCGUUUGCAAGGGACCGUGUGCAUUUGCUGAGUGUUAGCUUCG
Molecule: messenger RNA, 1432 nt
Organism: Eimeria acervulina
Lineage: Eukaryota; Apicomplexa; Conoidasida; Eucoccidiorida; Eimeriidae
Exons: 3
Biological process (GO): mRNA splicing, via spliceosome
Cellular component (GO): ASAP complex; cytoplasm; nucleoplasm
Source: RefSeq, a predicted model, not a curated record